Molecule: messenger RNA, 1731 nt
Organism: Carassius auratus (goldfish)
Lineage: Eukaryota; Metazoa; Chordata; Actinopteri; Cypriniformes; Cyprinidae
Product: choline transporter-like protein 4
Exons: 10
Coding region: 20-1093 (357 amino acids)
Biological process (GO): choline transport; thiamine pyrophosphate transmembrane transport
Cellular component (GO): plasma membrane
Molecular function (GO): thiamine pyrophosphate transmembrane transporter activity
Source: RefSeq, a predicted model, not a curated record
UUCCAGGGCGCUGGGUCACAUGAUGUCAACACUGUUCUAUCCCAUCAUCACGUUUGUGCUGCUGUUGGUGUGUGUGUCGUACUGGGGAAUCACAGCGCUAUAUCUGGCCACAUCUGGAGCUCCGGUCUACAAGGUGGUGGCCAUGAACACAUCACAGGGAGACUGCAGCGUCAUACGAGCCAACCAGACCUGCGACCCGGAGACGUUCAACAGUACGCAGUAUCCCACGUGUCCGUCUGCGAGCUGCGUCUUCAUCAACUAUAACUCAGAGGGUUUGUUACAGAGGAACCUCUUCAACCUGCAGAUCUAUAACGUGUUUGCGUUCCUGUGGUGCGUGAACUUCGUCAUCGCUCUGGGACACUGCACACUCGCCGGAGCGUUCGGAUCUUAUUACUGGGCCUUCACCAAACCAGCAGAUAUCCCAACAUUCCCUCUGAUCCAGUCCUUCAUGAGAGCGCUGCGGUAUCACGUGGGCUCUCUGGCGUUCGGCGCUCUGAUUCUCACGCUGGUGCAGAUGGUCCGGAUCAUUCUGGAGUAUCUGGACCACAAGUUCAAAGAGGCUCAGAACCCGUGCACGCGCUUCAUCAUGUGCUGCCUCAAAUGCUGUUUCUGGUGUCUGGAGAAAUUCAUCAAGUUCAUCAACAGGAACGCUUACAUCAUGAUCGCUAUAUACGGGAAGAACUUCUGUGUGUCUGCUAAGAAUGCCUUCUCUCUGCUCAUGAGGAACAUCGUCCGGGUGGUGGUGCUGGAUAAAGUGACCGAUCUGCUGCUGUUCUUCGGGAAGCUGCUGGUGGUCGGUGGAGUCGGUGUGCUGGCCUUCUUCUUCUUCUCCGGCAGGAUUCAGACUCCAGGAACCACGUUUCAAACGGCGGCUCUCAACUACUACUGGAUGCCCAUCAUAACGGUGGUGUUCGGUGCGUACAUGAUCGCUCACGGCUUCUUCAGUGUGUAUAACAUGGGUGUGGACACACUCUUCCUGUGUUUCUUGGAGGAUCUGGAGCGUAAUGACGGCAGUCCACAGAAACCAUACUUCAUGUCCAAGAACCUGAUGAAGAUCCUCAACAAGAAGAACAAAGCGCCCAAGACGGACUGAAGAUGAAGACGAGGGUUUCUGACUUCAUUCUCUCAAGCACCGUCACUUUCAUCCGAAGCGUGAAGAUCCCAGUGUAUCCAUGUACAAAUGCUUUUAAACAUUUCCUUUUUUUCUUAGACCUGUUACUGAAAAUAUCUGAGCCUGAUCUCAACAGAAACAAGUGUAACUCCUGAAGAUUAAGAUCACAUCCAGACUGCUGGAAACCGUUUUACUGAUUUAAAAAAAACUGUUUGUCCAAAGCACAUGCAAGAAACUUGGAUGAAGAUGUCUGUAAGCCAAAGCAUUUAUUAUUAGCUUUAUUAUCAUUCUAGCAAUAUAUUUGGUUCAUGCUUUUAAUAUGUGAGAUGUGCAGAGUGAGGAUGUAUUACAGUACUGUACAAAUGACUGUUUUUGGUGCAGAUUAAUAACUGAAGAUCUGUUCUUUCUAGACUGCUGAACGUUUUUAAAGCUGUAAUGUCUGACACUCCAUAAACCUGAAGGAAAGCCAGUUUGAAGUGUUUUUAUAGUUGCAGUAGUGCAUGCUCUUUUUUUCCAUUUUUAUAUGAUUUUCUGCUCAGUUAUGUGAUUGUGUAAACUGGAAAUUAACAGAGAAUAUUUAUUUUAAGACAUAUACAUUUAAUAAAAAAUGCUGUAUAUUA